Molecule: messenger RNA, 1352 nt
Organism: Dichomitus squalens LYAD-421 SS1
Lineage: Eukaryota; Fungi; Basidiomycota; Agaricomycetes; Polyporales; Polyporaceae
Product: alpha/beta-hydrolase
Exons: 4
Coding region: 1-1230 (409 amino acids)
Biological process (GO): phosphatidylserine catabolic process; monoacylglycerol catabolic process; biosynthetic process
Cellular component (GO): endoplasmic reticulum membrane
Molecular function (GO): phosphatidylcholine lysophospholipase A1 activity; monoacylglycerol lipase activity
Source: RefSeq, a predicted model, not a curated record
AUGGCAUUGGCAGCCGACUCUCCUUCUCCCUCUCCCGCUUCCUCUCCCAAGCCGAGGUCGCUUCUCGAGAAGCUGCACAGGGUUGCUUUUUUCAGCAGCGCCCUCUACGCCGUCUUCAUUGUCCUCCUUGCGACGCCUUUCUUCCAGAGACAUGCCAUAUACCAGCACGCGCUCAGAUACCCUUGGGGUGCCAAGUUUCACUUGCCUGAGAAAUAUGGCCUCGCACCCGGCAAGACCAUGAACUUCCAACUCACGACCCCCGACAACGUCACGCUCGGAUCGUGGUUCGUCCUCUCCGAACCCUUCUACCAGGCCCAUCGCAUGUCUUCCCCCGUCCCUGUCACUCAGCCAACCAUGGAGGUAGUACGGGACGCCAUCCGCGCAUACCCGACUAUCCUCUACUGUCAUGGCGCUUCUGCGACCCGUGCCGCACCCACACGCGUCCAGCACUACGCGUCCUUCACCUCCCGCCUCCGCGCGAACGUCUUGGUAUUCGAUUACCGCGGCUUCGGCGAGAGCGAGGGCGAGCCGUCCGACUGGGGGCUGAGGGAGGACGCGCGCACGGCAUGGCGCUGGCUGAUCGACCAGGGGGCGAGGCCCGAGGACGUCUUGAUCCUCGGACAUAGUCUGGGCACCGGCGUCGCGACGACUCUUGCGACUUGGCUCGCGCAACAGGACGUUAGGCCGCGCGGUGUCGUGCUCACCGCGCCCUUCACGAACGUCGCCACUCUCGUGCAGACGUAUGACAUUCAAGGCGUCCCUAUCUUGCAGCCCCUACAGACCUUCCCUCUUGGGCGAAAGCUUCUACAGCGGCUUGUGCAGCACGAGUUUGACACCCUGAGUACCAUCAAGGACAUUAACGUCCCGGUACUACUCGCACACAGCCAGGACGACAUGGAGAUCCCGGUGCACCACUCGCGCACGCUGCUGGACAAGCUCCUUGACCCGCACCUGCCUAUGGCGCUCUCGCUCCCGCCGAAUCCGGACGUGACGUACACGAAGGAGGAGUACACGGAGUUCCUCGAGAACCAGAAGCUGCGCAACGCGAGGCGCAGCGAGCUCGUGCGCAGGGUGGAGAUCCCGAGCUUCGGGACGGUCGAGGAGUUCGACGGGACGGCGGGUAAGGUCGUCUACGUCGAGACGUUCUGGGGCGCGCACAACAUGGUUGGUCUGCAGGAGGGCGUGCAGGACGUUAUUGCGAGCACAUUCCGCCUUGGGUCUCAUCUAUAGAGGGUGAUCGUGUAGAACUACGGUGACAGUCUGUCCAAAUUCCUUGCUUAGAAUGUAGGCUAUGCUAUAGUCAUGUAGUGCUAGAUCUGCGCGUAUACUAAUUUGCAAGAUUCAGGUUCCCG